Messenger RNA from Juglans regia (Persian walnut), 1236 nucleotides. RefSeq names its product receptor-like protein kinase FERONIA. Gene Ontology annotation, molecular function: protein kinase activity. Bases 1 to 1236 code for a protein of 411 amino acids. The transcript has a single exon. Lineage: Eukaryota; Viridiplantae; Streptophyta; Magnoliopsida; Fagales; Juglandaceae. The record is from RefSeq and is a predicted model, not a curated record.
AUGGCCGUUGAUAAUGUUCCCCUCAACUGCGGCUAUGCUGGCAACACAACGGAUAUGGAUAACCGCAUGUGGAUUGGAGACAUGGAGCCCUCCAAAUUUGCUCCAAUAGAAGAACGUAACCAGAAAUCUAUUACCUCUAAAGCCCAAAGCCAAGACUCAUAUGUCGAAACUGUCCCCUACAUGACUGCCCGUUUAUCCUAUUCCCAAUUCACCUACGUAUUUCCUGUCACCUCCGGUCCUAAAUUUGUUCGUUUGUACUUUUACGCAGAUUCAUACUCUGGUUUUGAUGGAUCUCUGGCCUUUUUUACAGUCAAAGCAAACAGCAAGUUCACCUUACUUAGAAACUUCAGUGCUUCCAUUCUUGCUAAUUACUUGGGGGGCUCAAAACGUCUUUCUAAAGAGUUCUGCAUCAACGUUGAAGAGGAUCAAAACUUGAAUUUAACAUUCAUUCCAACGCCAAGUACUGCUUCUAGCAGAUUCUUUGCUUUUGUUAAUGGAAUUGAGAUCGUCUCCAUGCCAACGUACCUCUACUAUAGCAGUCCAGAAAAUCCAAGCCCCCCUUACGUUGGCCAAAAUGUUCAGUUCUCUAUAGACAACUACAGGGCACUCGAGAUGAUUCUUCGACUCAAUAUGGGCGGGAGCUCGAUAUCGUCGAAGGGAGACACUGGCAUGUUUAGAGAAUGGUCCCAAGAUAGCCCAUACUUGUUAAGUGGUGGCGUGAUCCCCCGCCAGCCAGAUUUGACGCUCAAAUACUCAGUAAUACCAAAUUACACUGCCCCCGAUGACGUUUAUCGGUCUGCAAUCACGAUGGGUCCAAACAUAACUUGGAACUUGCUUUCUAAUUUAACAUGGGGUUUACCCGUAGAUCCGGGGUUUUAUUAUAUGGUCAGGCUUCAUUUCUGCGAAAUCGAGCCAAGUAUAACGAUGGCCGGCGAAAGGCCAUUCAUUAUCUAUAUAGAUAAGAAGAAAGCCGAAAGUACCGCUGAUGUAAUUAUGUGGAGCGGAGGAAGGGAUACGCCUGUGUUUCAGGAUUAUGUAGUUCUGAUCCAAAAGAUGGGAGUUGAGGAUCAUAAGAGUACACUCUUUAUUGCUCUACACCCUGGAAAAGCUACCAAUGCAAUCUACGAUGCCAUUUUAAAUGGGGUCGAAGUGUUCAAACUGAGCGACAGCAAUAACAACCUAGCUGGACCCAAUCCUGCCAGUACUUUGCUGCCCUCUUCACCUCCAGCUCAAUAA